AAUCGUUUGGACAAAUCGAUCGUUCCGUAAAAAUAACAAAAAUCUCAAUCAUGAGUUUGCGAUUCUGCCUAGUGGCCGCCUGCCUUCUGGUGGUCGCAUCUGCCAACAAGGAUGCCCAACUGAAACCAAGCAAAUGGCUAACACCAUCCGAAUUGGAGAAUGUGCCAUCUUUGGAUGAGAUCACCUGGGAACGCUUGGAGAACGAGCCACUGCAGCGCGGUGCCGAACUGAUCGAGAAAAUCUACCAUGUUGCUCACAUUAAUCACGAUUUGCGUCCCAACUUUGUGCCAAGCCCCAGCAAUGUCCCAGUCUGGAUUGUCAGCAAUGGUCAACGCAUGGAAGCCAAAUUGAACAACUACGUGCAGAAGGCCAAGGAACUGCAGAACUUCGGUGAGGAUGAGGUUACCGUUGUGCUGACUGGUCUGCCCCAGACAUCGCCAACCAUGAAGAAGGCCAUGCGUAAAUUGGAACAGGCCUACAUUCAGCGUUACAACCUGCAGGAGCAACAGAAAUUCGCCCAGGAGCAAUUGAAGAACAAGGAUUACGAUUACACAUCCAGCGAUGAGACUGCUGAUCAAUGGCAAUCGGCCAAGUCCCGCAGCGGCGAUUUGAUCAUCAUUGAUGUGGGCUCCACUCUGACCAACUUCAAGCGUUACUGCUUGCUCGAUGUGACCAGCACCGGCGCUAUGGUUGCCCAGACUCUCGUGGAUCUGACCAACAAGGGCGUGCCCCAAGAGAUUAUUCACUUGAUUGGCCAGGGUAUUGCCGCUCAUGUUGCUGGUGCCGCCGGUAAUGAGUUCACCAUGCAAACCGGCCACAAGCUGCGCCGCAUCACCGGUCUGGACCCCGCUAAACUGAUCUCCAAGCGUCCUGACACUCUGGUGGGUCUUGCCCGCGGCGAUGCUGACUUCGUUGAUGCCAUCCACACCUCGGCCUUCGGCAUGGGUACACCCAUUCGCUCCGGUGAUGUUGAUUUCUAUCCCAAUGGCCCAUCUGCUGGUGUUGUCGGUGCCAAGAAUGUGAUCGAGGCUGUUGCCCGUGCCACCCGCUACUUUGCCGAGUCUGUGCGUCCCGGCAGCGAGCGUAACUUCCCCGCCGUUCCAGCCAACUCUCUGAAACAGUACAAGGAAAAGGAUGGCUUCGGCAAGCGCGCCUUCAUGGGCAUCCAGGCCGAUUACGAUCUGCAAGGUGACUACAUUCUCGAGGUCAACGAGAAGAGCCCCUUCGGCAAGCGUACUCCUGCCCAGAAGCAGAACAGCUACCACGGUAUCCACCGCCAGAACUAAGAGGUCCCCACAUCGAGAGAGAGAUUACCCAAUCCUAAAUGCUUAAGUUGAACUUACCCGCAUAGAACCAUUUCAAAAAAAGAAAACUUUAAAAAAUCACAAAAAUAAAAUAGCAAAUUUUCGUAAAUAAUA
This is a messenger RNA of Drosophila willistoni, 1418 nucleotides long. RefSeq names its product vitellogenin-3 (gene Yp3). Lineage: Eukaryota; Metazoa; Arthropoda; Insecta; Diptera; Drosophilidae. The record is from RefSeq and is a predicted model, not a curated record. Bases 51 to 1286 code for a protein of 411 amino acids. The transcript is spliced from 2 exons. Gene Ontology annotation, molecular function: lipase activity.